Molecule: messenger RNA, 2011 nt
Organism: Aethina tumida (small hive beetle)
Lineage: Eukaryota; Metazoa; Arthropoda; Insecta; Coleoptera; Nitidulidae
Exons: 7
Coding region: 42-1769 (575 amino acids)
Molecular function (GO): sequence-specific DNA binding
Source: RefSeq, a predicted model, not a curated record
UCUGUUGUUGAGUAUCAUCGAGUUUGUGUGUAAAGUUAAACAUGGUCAGAUGUUUAUCCUGUGGAUGCACAAAGACCAGCAAUCUUUCCUUUCAUAUGUUCCCUAAGAACGUUGAACAACGGCAAGCCUGGUUAAACUUUUUAGGGCAAAAUGAAUCUUCGUUAAUGUGUUCAUCGGGCCUUUGCUCUUACCAUUUUGCUCCCGAAUGUUUCGUUGAUAAUUUACUUCAACCGGAUGCCAUUCCAACCAUCAAAAAAGACCCAAGUUUAUGUAAUAAAAACUCCAGACAAAAUAUAAUCAGAAGGAUUCCUGUAAUAAAUACAUCUGAUGCGGUGGAUCCGCGGACUACUUCAAUUGGAAACACUGUUCAAAACUACAAUACAGAUUCCUUAAACGCAAAUUGUGAAACUACCAGCGCGACGGACUAUCAAAAUGAAUCCCCGGAUGCCAAUAAACUUCCAACAGUCCUAAAACCACGUUUCAGAAUUGUGGAGGGUCGGUCAAAAGUUAAAAAAGUAAAACGGGCAUCAAACGUUACUAAAAGAACAAUCAUACAAAAUAAACUUUCAAUAGCCGAAGCAGAAAAUUGCAUCAUGCCAGUCGUGUUUAAACCUCCUCAGAAUUCAAUUCUGUUGGCACCCUCUAAACCGAACGUAGAAGACCACUUUUUUUUCGCCCUCUACGAAAUGUGCUUCUCCACCGAUAUAUCAAUCGAAAAGCUGGACCAUCCCAUGUUCAAAAAGUUCAUAACGACCUUCUGUAAUCGGACCAUAGAGUGGGAACCGUCGAGACGUCGCGAUCGGAUUAUGAGCAUGCGGCAGGCCUGUCUCAUACGCUUGAGGUCCUUCUUGACCAACGAGAGACGGUCGUUGUGGCUGGGGCUGAACCAAACGUACAGGGGCCAGAAGAGGUUCUUGAACGUCACAGUUGGCACGUUAAACAGUGCCAUGCCAAGCCAGAGUCACCUGUUGUUGUCCAAAGAAAUACAAGAAAUUUCGAUUCAGGAGAUAAUAAAACAAGGGAUUAAAAAUGCAGGAAUUGAGGACUACGUGAGCAAAAAUCUCAUGAUGGUGAUUACCGACACUUCGGAUGAGAUCAUUGGUAUUGGUGCUCAGAUGUCGAAGGAGUAUAAAGUUAGACAUGUUAAGUGUUUCGUUCAUGUGUUGGAGACGAUUGCAGAAUGCGUCUUGGAUGAGUUUGAGGAUGUGAUGGAUGUUGUCUUGCAUACACCCCGCUUACUCAACAAACACGCCAAAGGUCGAAUGUAUAAGCCUCCUCAGUCUCUCGGCUCAAAACUGAGCAGCUGGAUAUCCGCAGCUUGCUUUUAUUGUGAUCAUUUCGAUGUCACAAAACAGUUAGUCCAAAGCUUCGAAACAACCGUUCCGAACGUGGCAAGGGUUAAAAAAAUUUGGGGAGAUGAUAACUUAAAAUUAAGGCUAGAAACGUUCAAAACGUACACUAAAGUCAUUCCAGUGACUGUAAAUAUGUUGGAGAAUAGGAAAAUUGGCUUUCAAAAUGCGAUUGUGCAAUUUGAGACAGCACUGGAGACUCUAAGUAUGUUCAGUUGGAGUGAUGAUCUUCAACGUCAUCUGAAAAGCGUCAAGGAUGAUGAAUAUUUCACUGUCUUGCGAAAAAUUGCGAUGGAGUUGGAUAACACGACUGAAUCGAACAUGGCUGUGUUUAAGUAUGCUCCCGUUGCUAUUUCCAGCUUGGGGAGCAUGAGGGGGGUACAUACGAACUGUGAGUUAUGGGUUUCAAAUUGUAGUUAAAUUCAAUUAAUUUAUUUAGAUUGUAAUUUAGAUUUAUUGAAUUCAAAUACGUUAUUCCAUAAAAAUCUUUUAUAAUUGUAUUUAAGCUUUAAAAGGUUCAAGAAAAAGUGGUUUUUAUAAGCAAUAUUUUUACCCUAGAAAUAUUUAGAAUUAUAGCAGAAUAUAUCUGAUUUUAUUUCUUAUGAUUUAAAUAGUUUCAAAAUAUUUAUUAUAUUUAAUUACAGGUGUGCCUUUUUAUGAUA